Molecule: messenger RNA, 1682 nt
Organism: Temnothorax curvispinosus
Lineage: Eukaryota; Metazoa; Arthropoda; Insecta; Hymenoptera; Formicidae
Gene: Hat1
Product: histone acetyltransferase type B catalytic subunit
Exons: 6
Coding region: 313-1545 (410 amino acids)
Biological process (GO): subtelomeric heterochromatin formation
Cellular component (GO): nucleus
Molecular function (GO): histone binding; histone H4 acetyltransferase activity
Source: RefSeq, a predicted model, not a curated record
AUGAUUGAAGAAGCAACAGGAACGGACUGUCGAGCUCAUUCCAGAGAUCACUUUGCUCGAAACCGUCGUGUUUUGGCGCCAAAUCACUCGGGCGACAGAAAUUAAAGUAAAAGGCUUCGACCGGUUAAUCUGAUCGUGCACGUCGACGCCAGGUGGUUGUCCGUUCCCGUCGACGUCUCGACGUCGCUUCCUCGCGGCGCUCUAACCUAUAUCGAACCCUAUUUCCAAGGGUCAGAUCCUCGUAGUCAGGAGUCGUUCGGGAAUUUUAACGGUCCACACAUUGUUCUCCCGUUGAUUUUUUUCCUUGGGAAAAUGGAGGACUCGAUGACGGCGCGGCUGAAGAAGCUGGUGACGGACGGCAACGAAGCCCUGGAGCUCAGGUUGAUCCGCAACCUUAACGACCUGCACUCGGAAGAGGCUGUCUUCAAGCCAGAGAUGACUUAUCAGGUGUUCGGAGAUAGGGAGAUAAUAUUUGGUUAUCUGGAUUUGAAAAUACACCUGUUCUACUCAGCGGGUUGCUUGGAAACGUAUCUGGGAAUGAAAUAUACCGAGAAGGUAAACGCAAAGCUCGAAGGAGUCGAAGCCGACGAGGUGUUAUCAAAGAUCGCACCAAAGCUCGCCCCCGACGUUCACUACAGCUUAGCCAACUUCACCAAGGCACUCGCCAAGGAUGAUACAUUCACACCGUACGGAGAAUUGAUACACUCUUUCUCGCUAGACGAUGAAGGUACAGCGAGGCAAUUUGUGGUCUACAAGGCCGAUAUGGGUUACAAAGGAUUUAAGGAGUAUCAUCAAAGGAUUCAAACAUUCCUUCUUUGGUACAUAGACGCAGCUCUUUUCAUCGAUCUUGACGAUGAACAGUGGCAGUAUUUUAAUUUAUUCGAAAGAUAUACCACGCCUAUGGGUACCACUCGAUAUGCGACGAUUGGUUUCGCAACUGUAUAUCGAUAUUACGCUUAUCCGCAACACAUUCGUCCGCGCAUCGCUCAAUUCUUAAUUUUACCGCCAUUUCGAAGGAUAGGUCUUGGCAAACAUUUGCUGCAAGCGAUUUAUCGCGAAUACAUUGCAAUGCGUGAAGUUAAAGAUAUAACGGUGGAAACUCCGUCCGAGGUAUUCCAACGACUACGAAACUACGUAGACGCCUUAAACUGCAGCGCACUGUCCAGUUUUGCGCCAAAACGUUUAAAGCAGGGUUUCGACAAUGAAAUGAUCGUUGAGGCUAGGAACAAAUUAAAAAUAAACAAGAAACAGGCCCGCGUAGUGUACGAAAUCCUACGAUUGCUGGCGACAAAUGUCGCGGACGCGGAAGAAUAUCGAGCGUACAGAAUAGACGUGAAGAAGAGACUGAAUAUACCGUUUAAGAGAAAACAAAAUGAGGAGCUGAAAAUAGAACGCGCGUUGAAGAAUACCGCGGAGAAGAGCACGUGCACGAACGGCAACGGUCUACCAUCCGACGAGCAACGUAGAGAGAUACUAGAAAAGGAAUACCGGAUCUUGGAGGAGGAAUAUAAGAUGGUCAUUGAACGAUUGGAGUCCGAACUGUGAAAAAAUGUGUGAAAUGAUUACGAAUUGAUUAAGAAAUUUUUUAAGCUGUGAAAAUUACAAAAUUAUGUCGAUAAUUUCCAAUGUUUUAUAUUUGUGUAUAGACAUAUUGUCUUCAUUAAAUUUGUCUUGCUUUUCUA